UACUGGCGAAGUAGGCGACUGAAGUCUGGCAACGCGGUGUGACUUUGUUGUUCUCACAAUUUUCGAGCUCUGUGAAAUUGUUUAUCAGUAUUAAAAAACGAACUAGACACAGGAAAGAACUGAGUCUUCUUGUGUCGCACAACAGGAUUCAAAAGCCAAUUGCACUGCCCAAGUACGCAUAAUGCGCUGAAACGUCCAGGAAGCGCCAAUUAAGAGCACAACCGACCACACACAGAGAGGGCGUCAACUAGAAGUAGUGGGGGUGGAACCUAGCGAAGAAAACAAGGGAAAAAGGCCAGAAAAGCAACCUAUAUCCAAAUAAUUUGCAAAUUUACGGCCCCAAGCAGCAUGAGCAACCACAGAUACCAUCACGGGGGUAAUUACAUGCACCCACGCAUGUCCUCCCCACAUCACUUCACCUACGUCUCCUCCUGCGUCAAAUACAUGAUCUUCCUGCUGAAUUUCAUCUUCUGGCUCUGGGGCCUGCUCCUGGCCAUCGGCGUGUACGCCUUCAUGGACAAGCUGAAGGAUGGCAACGGCUGGGUGCGCCUGGACACGGUUUACGACGUGAUAUUUAACAUUUCGCUGGUGAUGAUUAUAGCAGGCAUCGUGGUGUUUGUGGUUAGCUUUGCCGGCUGCUUGGGCGCCCUGCGCGAGAAUACCUGCCUGCUGAAGUUUUACUCGAUGUGCCUGCUCAUGUUCUUCAUCAUGGAGAUGACGCUGGCCAUUAUCUGCUUCGUGUUCCCACAGUACAUGAAUUCUUUCCUGGAGUACCAAUUCACGGACAAGAUUAUCCACUCUUACCGUGACGACUCUGACCUUCAGAACUUCAUCGACUUUGCCCAGCAGGAGUUUAAGUGCUGUGGCCUGAGCAACGCCGGCUACCAAGACUGGAGCAAGAACGAGUACUUUAACUGCUCCUCACCGUCGGUGGAGAGGUGCGGCGUACCCUACAGCUGCUGCAUCAACGCCACCGACAUCAGCUCCGGCCUGGUGAACAUAAUGUGCGGCUAUGGCGUACAGGAGCAUUCAGUGGCCGCCGCCAGCAAGCGCAUCUGGACCAGCGGCUGUAUCGAGAUCGUUCGCGUUUGGGUGGAGCGCAACCUCUAUGUGAUUGCGGGCGUGGCUCUUGGCAUCGCCCUGCUUCAGCUUUUCGUCAUAUAUCUGGCCAAGACCCUGGAGGGCCAGAUCGACUUGCAGAAGUCGCGCUGGUCGUGAGUGCCAUGCCACCAUCCGUACUUGUACGGAUACCCACCCUGCGAAGACGACCCCUACUACAACUCGCGGAUGUGAGGCUGGCGAGCUGUGCUGGUCCUGGCCGCGCUCAAAUAGUUCCCAAUCGAAUUCCCAUACUCCUAGGUCAAUCCAUAGCUCUCCAGUACCCUAUUGUUCUCUCUUGUUUUCCGGAACGUCUUCAGUUCCCUUGCCCCAAAAAAGUCUUACAAUCGUAUAGAUACUCUCUAGGCUAAGUAACAAUAUUUAUACUCGUACAUAUGUGUAACCGCAUGUCGCAACAGCUCUGUAUGUUUUUAACGUCAGCGUGUGAUGCUUAGUCACAAGUAAAAUCGAACAAAUUUAAAGUUUUACCCAAGUAAAUGUAUGCAAUAUCGUACUAUUUAAAAGACAAUUGUAUAUAAGCUAGCGAGUUCCAUAAGAAAUAUGCAUUUAAAAUGAGAUUUAUAUUUAAACGCGAAACCAAAACUGCAUGCACGUUUGUUAAACACAAUAACAUAACUAGACUUAUUAGCAAUUUUAAGUAUCUGUGUACGAAUCUUGUUGUAUUGCGUAUUCAAAUACAGACAUUCUAUACGUGUA
Drosophila serrata is the source of this 1815-nucleotide messenger RNA. RefSeq names its product Tetraspanin 86D (gene Tsp86D). Gene Ontology annotation, cellular component: plasma membrane. The record is from RefSeq and is a predicted model, not a curated record. NCBI's taxonomy places the organism in Eukaryota, Metazoa, Arthropoda, Insecta, Diptera, Drosophilidae.